GGCUCCGGCCUCCUGGGGCUUCUCGGGAGACUCCCCGGCGGGCCGGGCCGGGCGCCGCCCCCCUCCCAACGCCGUGGACCAUGUUCCCCAGCACCGGCUCCAACGGGCUGUAUAAAGCACCUCUGUCAAAGAGUCUUUUAUUAGUCCCAAGUGCCCUGUCGGUUCUAUUGACUCUGCUCUUCCAACAUUAUCAGAAGUUCUUCACAUAUAACCUACAAGCUGUAAAAGAGGAUUUUCAGAUUUGGAGACUUGUAUUUGGGAGAACAGUAUGUCUUGAUCUGAAAGAUACAUUCUGCAGUAGUUUGCUCAUUUAUAACUUUAGGAUAUUUGAAAGAAGAUAUGGCAGCCGAAAAUUUUCAUCCUUUUUAUUGGGCUCCUGGAUGCUGUCAGCUUUGUUUGAUCUUCUCCUUGUAGAAGUUAUGCAAUAUGCAUUUGGCAUCACCAUCAGUAGUUUGCCUUCUGGAUUCUUGGGUCCUGUAUUUGCUCUGUUUGUACCAUUUUUUUGCUCCAUUCCAAGGAUGCAAGUGACACAAAUAUUAGGCCAAUUUCCCAUCACAAACAAGACAUUGAUCUAUAUACUGGGUUUACAGCUCGUAACCUCUGGUUCCUACAUCUGGAUUGUAGCCGUAAGUGGACUGAUUUCUGGGAUGUGCUACAGCAGUAGUGUGCUAAAAGUUCAUCAGGUGCUUUGUGUUCCCAGCUGGCUGGCAAAGAUAUUUUCUUGGACUCUUGAACCAAUAUUCUCAUCUGCAGAACCAUCCAACGAGAUUCGAGUAGGGAUGGGAGCAACAGUGGACAUCCAGAGACAGCAGAGAAUGGAGUUACUGGAUCGUCAAAUCAUGAUGUCUCAGUUUGCACAAAUGAGACGGCAAAGACAACAGCAGGGCAGGGUGAUUAACUGGAAUCGACUCUUUCCUCCUUUACGUCGUAGACAUAAUGCAAAUUAUCAAGAUAAUGGCCAGUCUGAGCAAGAGGCACAUCCACCUGCUGAGGUUUCUGAGGAACAGGUUGCACGACUUAUGGAAAUGGGAUUUUCCAGGGUAGAUGCUUUGGAAGCUCUGAGAGCUUCAAAUAAUGACCUUAAUGUAGCUACCAACUUCCUACUGCAGCACUGAUGAUUGUCUGUGAUGAAAAACUUUAGUUGAUAUGUUUAUCUACCAUCAGCAAGAGGAUCAAAGCCACCUGCUGGAUAGACUCAUAAAGAGCAAAAGCCAAGAAGAAGAAAUGUCUACUAUACGCGAUGUUUCAAAGUAGUGUUAAUGGAUGACACUGACUGUUCCUAAACCCCCAAAUAAAGUGGUGGUUACUGUUCUGGUUAUUCUUUAAAAGUAACUUUUAUCUCUAUAUGUUAUAUGAUAUCAUCAAAAUUUAUUUUAAAAAAUUUGGUGUCUUUCUCUUUUAAAUCAGUAUUAGACAUAUUAUCAUUCCUAAUAACUAGGAAAUACAGAAGCAACUCAAACUACUGCAAACAGUUAAAUUUACCUAUCAGGAAAAAUUACAUUUCUAUUUUUUUCUCAGUUUCUUUGCUCUAAAACUGUAACUCUACAUUAUUUUACAAUAUUUUGAUUUUUGAUCACAGUAAUGAGAAAAUGUUCAGAUGUGGUGGGUAAUGUCAUUUCCAUAAAGAAUUAUGGGACUAACAUGUCAUUCAUCAAUAAGUUUUAUUAAUGUUUGUAAUAUUUUAUCUCUCUCAAAAUCCUUUUUAAAUAAAAGUUGUAAUUCAGUACCAUAAUUCAUGUAGGAUACCAGAACUGUUAUGUGCGUAUUGCAGGUUACAUUAAGUGACUGGUAUAAAUUUAAACUAUACAAAUUGUGUAGAUGACUUUACAGAUCAGACAGCAUGAAAAUACUUGAAUGGAAGCAGUAAAAGGGAAUUUGCUGAUUACAAUAAAAUCAGGCCUGACAUCAUUAAUCUGAUUUGGGAACAUUUCCAUGGUAACAUGAUGGAUGUGUUUAGUAUGCUGUGUGUUAGUUUUGGUUUUUUGAGCAGCCUAUACAUUUCUUUAAAAGAAAAAUACAAACCAGGCAGAGGAAAAGACGGUUCUUCUGGUUCUGUCUGGUCUUAGUUUUCCGCUGUUAUAGAUACAGACCAUCCUCGGUGUACUGUUGGAGGCUGCACUUAAUGUCAGUCACUGACUGGAAGGCUAGCCUUUGGAAGGAUUGACUCAAGCCAACCGGAGUCUAAUGGCAGGGGAGCAAGAAAUGGGUUUUAGAGUUUAAAAUGAUAAAUCUACCUAUUUCACCUCUUUUUCAGAAGUGCUGUGCCUCCCCAGUUUGGGAGUUUCUGGGUACUCAGCACCUCUGCAAAUCAAGCCAGUUAUUAUGGAGGUGCCAGUUCUGGCUCCAUAAUUAAAGUUAAGUUGAGUUUUGCACUUACAUGUUACACAUGUAUAUAUUAUACAUUUAUUUUAUAUAUGUGCAUGGUAUAUGUAUUAUACAUAUAUGAUUGAAAACAGGACUGAAGAUGUCAGGGAGAAUGAAGUGGGAGGAGUAAGAAGUUGGAAGGAAAGAAGGGAACAGAGGGGAGAGAGAGGAGAGAGAACUAUAUUUUAGAAAUCAAAAUGAGGGGAUAAUUGAGAUUUCUAAAAAUGGCAGCUUUACUGUAUUCUGCAAAAUGAACAGAAAAUAACAUCAGAUUUUGUUCACGUUUAGGUACAUAAUGUACUUACAAUAAUACAGAUUAUUGUGCUCAUGUCUUAAUUUCCAUUGGACUGGUUAAGAGAUUUGAAAUGAGAGACCAUUAUUUUAGCUUGUGAACAUUGUAACGUGAGGUAUUUGCAUGCAGCUACAGUCUUUUUGUAGACUCUUCCUGCAUUUUUAAGUGAAAGAUUGUUUUGUUCACAUAAAGAUGACUGACAUUUUUCCUGCAUGGGUUAAGGAGAUGUCUGGAGUCAGUUAAGUCUGAAAACUGACUGGAUCACAAAGAGAAGCCCUGGAACCUUAAAAAGAAUCUGUUCAAAAAUGGUAUGAUUAUUUGCAGCUCAGUUAAAACUUUUGGAGUACACGUCUAAGAGGUCAUACUUUUUUAUUUUAAAAUACGUGUAAAGUCUCCCCAUCACUAUCAGAAUAAUUGUAUAACAGGUGGCCAUAGAGGGUGAUAAAUAAUUACAGAUAGAAUCAGUUACCCAUGUACAGAAUUAUUUAUUUAUAUCUUACCCAGUAAAAGUAAAAAAUUAAAUAUAACAGAUACACUUCCAGAUACUGUCCUACUAUAGAAACAAGGGCCAAUAGAGCUGCAUCCAGAUUCCAUACAGAUUUUACACUUAGAAUUUGCAAGUAUGUAAUUAAGAGUGCAAUUCAGGACAUUACUAGAGUAUUUGCAGAUUAAUAUUCUGUAGGUCUAAAUAUUUUAUUUUUGUUAUUUUGUAUUGCAAUGGUAUUCAGGUGUCCCAGUUCAGACGUAGGCCCAUUGUGGUAGGCACUCUAAGAAUGUACAAACAUAUUGGAUGAAAUCCUAGCCUCACUGAAGUCAACGGCAAAACUCCCAUUUGACUUCAAAGGGGCCAGAUUUCACCCAUGGUCCCUGUCUUGAAAUGCUUGCAGUCUUCUAGAGUCUUCAGACAAAAACUUUUUGUUCUUUUUGAUCCCAGACACUACUGAAGAAGUUUUCAAGGUGAUUCAUUCAGCAAAGUGGGACUUGUAGAAAUUAGAGCUGGAAAAAAUCUGUUGGGUCACCUGCUGUAGACCAUCUCCAUGAUGUAUGUGCAAGAUAGUUCCUUAGAGCAUAUUUACUAGUGCUUUGUCCAGUCUAAUUUUAAAUGUCUCAGAAAUGGAAUUGGUUUCCAUGUGGAGUGCACUCCAGACAUUUUUUGAAGAGGCAAAAGAAAGUGUCUGCCCUUUCCCUUUAGCAGAAUACAAAUCAGUUUUCUAUAGGGAAAGGCUGCAAGGAUGAAAUCCGGGCCCUGUUGAAGUCAGUGGCAAAAUUGUCAUUGACUUUAUUAAAGCCAUAGUCUCACCCGGAGGAUAUGUCUUCACUGCAGCUGAGAGCCUCCCAGCCCAGGUAGACAGACUUGCACUAGAUUCACUUGAGCUAGCAUGCUAAAAAUAGCAGGGUGGACAUGGCUCUGGCAGAGAUGGGCUAGCCACCCGAGCUCAGACCCAGGUUGUUGGGUGGGUUGGGAGCCUGAGUGCUGUCCAAGCC
Molecule: messenger RNA, 4141 nt
Organism: Terrapene triunguis (Three-toed box turtle)
Lineage: Eukaryota; Metazoa; Chordata; Testudines; Emydidae
Gene: UBAC2
Product: UBA domain containing 2
Exons: 9
Coding region: 81-1115 (344 amino acids)
Molecular function (GO): serine-type endopeptidase activity; protein binding
Source: RefSeq, a predicted model, not a curated record